CCAUUUCAGUGUGGAUACGAUGUCACUUGGUUAUGACAUUUUAACACGUAACAGUAAAUAUUGGAAGCAGUGACCAUUUCUGUAAAAUCAUAAUAAUAAUUUGAUGACGAUGGCACCUUUGUCGACAUUUCAAACAUACUGACUCAAUGAAUUUUUAAUAAUACAGAACAUGAUCGUCAAGAAUGAACUGUAUAUUCAAGGCAAUUCUAGAAGGAAGUCCCAAACGCAUCAUUUUUCAAUCUCUGAGUAACUACCGUACUGAACAUCAGUGGUUUCAGAGAAAUAUUUGGAUACGAAAACAACGAGUAGUUCAAAUAGUUCGUCAUAGAGGCUAUAAAACAAGUUGCACAAUGUCCGUGUCACCGUAUGGGACUUGGAAGUCGCCAAUAACGAGCCAGCUGGUCACUGCUAGUGGUGUCACCCUGCAGGAACUAAGGGUUGACUUCAACUCGAAAAAUUCAAAUGUAGUGUACUGGACUGAGGCCCGCCCAGAAGAGAAAGGCAGAUCAGUCGUGUGUUCUGUUGACAAGUCAUCAGGGAAGGUACAGACAUGGACACCAGAGGGGUUUAAUGUUCGCAGCACAGUUCAUGAAUACGGUGGUGGUACUUACUUUGUCAAUGAUGGAGCCGUGUACUUCUCCAACUUCACUGACCAGCAGCUGUACAUUCAGAAGGGUCCUAGCGAGGCUCCGGAGGCUGUCGUUGAUACAGCCAGGAAAUGGCGCUAUGCAGACGGUACAUAUUCAGAGCAGAAAUCCCGGAUCUACAGCAUCCGAGAAGAUCAUGAGCCUGUAGAGGAGAAGAAAGCAAAGGAGCCCACCAACACCAUUGUGUCCAUCAACCCGGCAACAAAGACACAAAGCGUACUGGUGAGCGGAAAUGACUUCUACAGCUGUCCUCAAGCAUCACCGGAUGGGAAGAAACUCUGCUGGAUGGAGUGGUGCCACCCCAACAUGCCCUGGGACAGCACUGAAGUGUGGACAGCUGACCUUUCUGAUGAUGGAGACUCCAUUGUGGACGGGUCAAAGAAAAAGAUUGCCGGUGAAACUGACCUCAGUGCCAUCACCCCAGGCUGGACUCCAGACAAUGAGUUGUUGUACAUCGGUGACCAGACUGAUUGGUGGAACCUGUACCAUGUGACCGAGUCAGGUGACCAGGUGAACGUACUGCCUCGGGACGUGGAGUUGGGAGAGCCUCACUGGCAGUUCUGUACUCGUUCCAGAACCUACUGCUGUGACCCCACUGGAAGUGGGAAGGUUGUCACGACAUACGGAGGGGAGCUGGGCAUCGUGGACCUGAAGACCAAGGUGUAUGAGAAGAUAACUACCGAGUUUGAGUCCCACAAGUACGUGGGUCUGACCAUCAGCGGGGACCUGUACUGCAUCGCCUCCAGCCCAACCCGCUUCCCCUGCGUUGUCCGAGUGAACGUGGGCAGCAAACAGGUUGAUGUUCUCCAUGAAUCCCGCAAACUAUCUAUCGACAACGGAUAUUUCAGCGUUCCUGAGACAAUCACAUGGCCCACUGCUAAUGGUGAAGUCUCCCAUGGUUACUUUUACCCCCCGAAAUCCAAAGAAUUUGUAGCCCCAGAGGGUACCCUGCCUCCAUUACUGGUAAAGGCCCAUGGUGGACCCACAGCCAAGUACUCGAGCACCCUCAAUAUUCAAAUACAGUACUUCACCAGUCGGGGGUUUGCAGUGCUGACAGUCGACUACCGCGGCAGUACAGGCUAUGGCAAGAAGUACAGGCAUCGACUCCGUGGAAAUUGGGGCAUCUGUGAUGUGGAAGACUGCUGCAGUGGCGCCCUCUAUCUGGCCGAGAAGAAGCGUGUGGACGGAAAGCGCCUCUGUAUUGAUGGCGGGUCGGCUGGGGGCUACACAACACUUGCUUGUCUCACUUUCAGGAAAGAAGUUUUCCAUGCAGGUGCAAGUCACUACGGUGUGGCCGAUUGCCUGGCGCUGGCAGAGGAGACACACAAGUUUGAGAGUCGCUACACUGACACAUUACUGGCGCCAUUGACGGAGUCGGGCAUCAAGCUCCUCAAGGAACGGUCUCCAAUAAACUAUGUGCAGAAUCUAAGCUGUCCCUGUGCCUUCUUCCAGGGAGACGAGGAUAAGAUUGUGCUUCCUAAUCAGGCCGUCAUGAUGUAUGAAGCAGUGAAGAAGAAGAAGCUUCCCACAGUUCUUGUAAUGUUUGAAGGUGAGCAACAUGGCUUCAGGAAGGCUGAGAACAUUCAGAAAGCCUUGGAUGGGGAAUUCUACUUCUUUGGCAAGGUGUUCGGCUUCAAGCCUGCUGAUGAUCACUGCAAGUUGGAUAUUGACAAUAUGAGUUAAAGGAUGUCCCUACAGAUACAUUAUGGUAGAUGCAGUCCGGUCUACCUUAUCUCUGGAACCAUGGAACCUACUAAUGGAUGUACAUACUGGGACCUGCACCAAGAAUUUGCCUUUGGCAGAGAAUAUUGGUCAUGACAGAUAGCCGUGAUCAUAAUAUUGCUCAAAUACGUAAUGAUAUGUUAUGCUUGUCAUGAGAUUGUACAUGUAUACACUGGCUUAGCAAUAUGUUUUUGUCAGAGGACUAGUAUAAACCUUAUUUCAAUAGUCUGUGUUUGUAGCUUGUCUUACUUGAAGACCAUUUGUUUACAUUUUCUGUCUUAUUUUGUUCAGUUCAGAUCAAAGAUGAUUACAUGGAUAGUUUUCUUUCAAUCAAGGAAGUAUUGACAAUAUGGACCCAGUACCAUAUUUGCUGUAAUAAGCUGACCAACUGCAUUGAGCCAAAAGUCACAUAGACGACAUGGUUUUGCUUUCACUCACAAUUUUCACACAAGUACAAAGAUACACCUGUUCUGAAUGACACAUGAAUAUUUCAUUUGUGCUUCAAAUAUACUGGGUCCAUAGUCAAUCCUUCCAGAUGGAGGUAGUACAUGCUCAUCCUUCCUUAAAGUAAUUUUAGAAAUUUUCAUUUAGUGACACGAAGAAAUAACUCUCCAAGGGUCCACAAAUCCAUUAAGGUGAAUAAUAUUACUCAGGAUCAUAUGUUACUGAAGCACCUAAUGAUGUUAUAUAAGAUUGUAUAUGUAUACAGAAGUUUAGAAAUAUGUUUUAGUCCAGAGGACUAGUGUAAACCUGAAUUGUAGCUCGUCUUACUUGAACAAAACUAUGUGUACUCUG
Haliotis rufescens (red abalone) is the source of this 3164-nucleotide messenger RNA. RefSeq lists its product as uncharacterized. The record is from RefSeq and is a predicted model, not a curated record. Gene Ontology annotation, biological process: proteolysis. Gene Ontology annotation, molecular function: protein binding; serine-type peptidase activity. The coding region runs from base 183 to 2330 and encodes 715 amino acids. Lineage: Eukaryota; Metazoa; Mollusca; Gastropoda; Lepetellida; Haliotidae. The transcript is spliced from 15 exons.